Cydia amplana is the source of this 868-nucleotide messenger RNA. RefSeq names its product secretory phospholipase A2 receptor-like. The record is from RefSeq and is a predicted model, not a curated record. NCBI's taxonomy places the organism in Eukaryota, Metazoa, Arthropoda, Insecta, Lepidoptera, Tortricidae. Bases 29 to 868 code for a protein of 279 amino acids. The transcript has 5 exons. Gene Ontology annotation, molecular function: signaling receptor activity.
CAAGUAUGCUACCGGCAGUCCUGUUAGAAUGGGCUACGAGUACGUGCCAGAAGUGGACGCGUGGCUGCGCCUGCACAUCGAGCCCGCCAUCUGGCCCGACGCGCGCCUGCGCUGCCAUCUUGAAGGUGGCGCCUUGGCCUCCCCGACAACUAGCGCUAUGUCCAAUGCGAUGGUAGCAAUGUUGGCCGCUAAUAAACUGACCAUGCGCCACGCGUACAUAGGAGUACAUGCCUUCAUAUCCAAGGGAGAUUUCAUGAGUAUGGACGGGAUUCCCAUAGCCAACCUUUCCGUCCGGUGGCGUGAAGGGGAGCCCAACAAUGUGAAAAACGAGGAAGACUGUGUGGUGUUGGACGGUGUAGGCGAGGCCAUCGACGUGAGCUGCAACACCCCUCGCCCCUACUUCUGCCGCAAGAAGAGCGAAAAGAUGAUUGUCAACAAGUGUGGAACUACAGCCGAAGGUUACAAACUUGAGUCCCGCACUGGCAGCUGCUACAAGUUCCACCGGGUUUCGAGAACCUGGCACCGAGCCGCCAUGGCGUGCCAUGCAGAGGGGGGGCACCUGGCAGUCAUCAACAGCAACGAGGAAGCGCAAGUGCUGAAGGAUAUCUUUGGGAGGAAUCCCAGUGCCACUAUAAAAAGGGGUGAUUCGAGGUGGGCCAGUGUGGGCAUUUGGGAUUGGAAUGAACAUGGGGAAUUCCUGACAAUUUUUGAUGAGACGCUGUCCGAAGCCGGAUUCGAAGGCUGGCACCAGAACGAACCCAAUAAUGCCGGCGGCAAAGAAUUCUGCGGCACGCUCGACCGCAGUGGCAGUCUAAACGACUACCCUUGCAACUUACUUGUCCCGUUCAUAUGUGAAAUCACACUAUAG